Gadus chalcogrammus (walleye pollock) is the source of this 1956-nucleotide messenger RNA. It is a transcript of the gene hnrnpl, whose product is annotated as heterogeneous nuclear ribonucleoprotein L. The coding region runs from base 64 to 1677 and encodes 537 amino acids. Gene Ontology annotation, cellular component: nucleus. The transcript is spliced from 14 exons. Lineage: Eukaryota; Metazoa; Chordata; Actinopteri; Gadiformes; Gadidae. The record is from RefSeq and is a predicted model, not a curated record. Gene Ontology annotation, biological process: mRNA processing; regulation of RNA splicing. Gene Ontology annotation, molecular function: mRNA binding.
GCCAUUUGUGAGUCCCUUCGGCAUCUUCCGUUCUUUUCAGUCGUGUACUCAGAUCAGGACAACAUGGCUGCAGCUGCGGGCCGCUACUACGGAGAAGGUGGCAGAGCAACGAAAAGACAGAAAACUGAAGACGGAGGAAUGACAACGGAGGGUUACGAUGACCCCCAUAAAACACUCCCUUCCCCGGUGGUGCACGUUCGGGGUCUGGUUGACGGCAUGAUGGAGGCUGACCUGGUGGAGGCUCUGCAGGAGUUUGGAGCCAUUAGCUUUGUGGUGAUGAUGCCCAAGAAGCGUCAGGCCCUGGUGGAGUACGAGGACUUGAACGGCUCCAGUAGCGCGGUGACCUAUGCGUCGGAGAACCAGGUGUACAUCGCCGGCCACCCCGCCUUCAUCAACUACUCUACCAGUCAGAAGAUCUCCCGGCCCGGCGACCCCGACGACACCCGCAGCGUCAACAACGUGCUGCUGCUCACCGUCAUGAACCCAAUAUACCCCAUCACCUCGGAUGUGCUCUACACCAUCUGCAACAACUGUGGGCCAGUACAGAGAAUCGUCAUUUUCAGGAAGAAUGGUGUUCAGGCUAUGGUGGAAUUUGACUCUGUUCAAAGCGCCCAACGAGCCAAGGCCUCUCUGAAUGGGGCGGACAUCUAUUCUGGCUGCUGCACUCUAAAGAUCGAAUAUGCCAAGCCGGCGCGUCUGAAUGUGUUCAAGAACGACCAGGACACCUGGGACUACACCAACCCCAACCUGAGCGGCCAAGAUGCUGAUGGUGAAGGCAAUUGGAACAAUUCACAAGAUCCUAAUGCCAAUCCUAACAAGCGUCAGAGGCAGCCCGCCCUCCUGGGGGACCACCCUCCUGAUUAUGCUGGCCCCCAGGGAGGCUAUCACAACUACAAUGAUGAAGGCGGCUACGGGCCUCCCCCACCGCAUCGCAUGGGGCCCCCUAUGGGCGGCGGGCGUGGUGGUGGUGGUGGUGGUCGUGGUGGAAGCCAACGCUACGGCCCUGGUUACGGGCCGCCUCCCCCGGAGUACGGUGCCCACGCCGACUCCCCCGUUGUCAUGGUGUACGGCCUGGAGCCAGCGAAGGUCAACGCAGACAAGCUCUUCAAUGUCUUCUGCCUCUACGGAAACAUAGAGAGGAUCAAGUUCAUGAAGAGCAAGCCUGGGGCUGCCAUGGUGGAGAUGGGAGACUGCUAUGCCGUGGACAGGAUUAUCACUCACCUCAACAACAACUUCCUUUUCGGACAGAAGCUCAAUGUUUGUGUGUCCAAGCAGCAGGCCAUCAUGCCGGGCCAGUGCUACGAGCUGGAGGACGGCAGCAGCAGCUUCAAGGACUUCCACGGGUCCCGCAACAACCGCUUCACCUCUGCCGAGCAGGCGGCCAAGAACCGCAUCCAGCACCCCAGCAACGUGCUGCACUUCUUCAACGGACAGCCGGACAUCUCCGCCGAGAUGUUCAACCAGGUCUGUGAAGAAUUGGAAAUCAAGGUCCCCUCCAAUGUGAAACUUUUCACUGGAAAGAGUGAGCGCAGCUCUUCUGGCCUACUGGAGUGGGAAUCCAUCAACGAUGCCAUGGAAGCCCUUGCUCUUAUGAACCACUAUCAGAUGAAAAAUCCCAGUGGACCUUACCCGUACACACUGAAGUUGUGUUUUUCAACUGCACACCAUGCCAACUAAAUGACGAGGCACCCUCCACCAAUUUCUAGUUUUAUGUGGUCGCAUAGUGUAUUUCAAAGUUUAAGUUGUCACACCCCUAUAGAACAUUCAAUCUGUAUUGACAAAUAUGUAGUAUCAAUGGGUUUUUAGAAAACCUUUACAUUAACUUAAAUAGAUUUUGUAUUAUUAAGUUGAUCCUUUUUAUUUUGGUGCGAUACCUUUUUGUAGUGCGUUCAUUUUCAAAGAACACCCCAACCCAUACACCUGCUCUAAAUUAAUUUCCAUGUGAACUUUUUUUUU